Paramacrobiotus metropolitanus is the source of this 2573-nucleotide messenger RNA. RefSeq lists its product as uncharacterized. The record is from RefSeq and is a predicted model, not a curated record. The transcript is spliced from 8 exons. Gene Ontology annotation, cellular component: membrane. NCBI's taxonomy places the organism in Eukaryota, Metazoa, Tardigrada, Eutardigrada, Parachela, Macrobiotidae. The coding region runs from base 109 to 2460 and encodes 783 amino acids.
UCGCUGAAGAUCAUUUAGAUGAAACGUCGUUGCAGCUUAAAACGGCUUCGGUUUGAACGCUAAGCCCCAAUGAAAAUCGAUGGUGCCGCUUAUUCAUGUCGUUCGUAGAUGCCAAUGGCGACUGCGUUAGCUUGCUUCCUUAUUAUCUUCAUCGCUUUGGGUGCCAGCAGUAGCUGGAAGGAGGUGCUUGCAACCGAGUGUCCGCUGCCGACGUCCUGCUAUACAUGGCGGACCCUGCACGCCUGUGACCUGGGCACCGACAUCCAACUGGAUGAUACGGGUCACGCCAUCGCGGCAUGCGCUGACACAUCGGCGGAUGUGGUCUGGUUUCGCCGAUUCCAAUAUCUUCCCUACCAGUUCGAUCUCAUCAAAGAUCCCGGACCUGAUAAUGCUACGGGCAAUGUGAUUGCUGUGUCACGCUGCACUCCACGUCGGAAGGGAGAUGCGGCGGACCGCGACGAGCCGGUGGCCAUUCUGCGCAGUCCCGCAAUUAUUCCGCGAGGCUGUUUGGCUCUGCGUGUCACAUUUUGGUACCGGUUAUCUGGCGAACCAACUUUCUCACCAACUUCGCAGGAAUUCAAUCUUAAAGUGCUCAUUGAGGAUCGAUAUUACACUUUCCCGAAUGACUUAAUCUGGGGACGCCAAAACGAUUAUACGAACACCAGUGUCAAUGAAUGGAAUUUUGCCGAAGUCUUCUUCGGACGCGAUAACGGCCAACAGUUCACAGUAAACUUCCUGGCGUACCAUGACAACGAGUGUCGGGGAAACGUUAAAGCCAUUGCUUUGGACUCCAUGACGAUCCAAGCAGCGCAGAGGAUCGCCAACUGUACAGACGUUACGGAUGUAACAGUGACAACUAAUUCCCCAAACGACCAAACCACGCUCACAGUUAAUUCUACCGAAUCGUACGAGUGCUACGUUGACGAACCGAUUGUGGUCCGGUGCGUGAGAGGCGCCGUGACCGUGACGCCGCCGUUACCGGUUAACAUUUCAGACAGCAAUGCCGCGGAGAUAACGUUUCAAGGCGACAAUACAUAUCCUUGUCGAACGCUUUUACGGGAACUCCAUCUCUGUUUGGUGAACGCCAGUUCUGCAAUCCACCGCGCAGCCGAAUCGCCCACAACUGUCAUUUGCCGCAAAGGAAGCCUAGAGUUCUCUGAAGUAGAUCCCGAUGCGGCACAAUCCACGGAUCUGGUCUUCCGUACACCGUCCGUUGAUCUGACGUGUCGGAAGAAGUUCGUUGAGUUUUUGCAGCAGUUGGCAAAUUCUACUGUCGAUGAAGAAGAGACUACCAGUGCCGGCGGUACGACCACUACGGCUUCCGCGCCACCAGAGAGACCCAGUUGCUCAUUGCCGGCGGCUUGCUAUGACUGGAUAACGCUGCACCAGUGCGACAUGGGCACUACGGUUCAGCUCGUUCAGAGUACGAUAAUCACGGCGUGCUCUAAUCAGGAUCAAGGAAUCAUGUGGACGAGGGGAUACAAAUACUACCCGUAUCAAUUCGACCUCGUAGAAGAUGGCGCCGAUGCUGACAAAGGAGUAUUCGCGAUUUCCCGCUGCUCGCAACGCGUUGCUGGUGUGGCACCGGAACGAAGCGAUGCCGUGGCGAUUCUGCGCAGCGCAAUCGUCACCACGACGUCUUCCUACCCCUGCCUGCUUGUGUCCUUUUAUUAUCGCCUGUCCGAUUUUCCGGUAUUCUCGGUUAACCCAGACGAGCAGUUCCAUCUCAAAGCGUUUAUCGAGGAUUACGGUCAGACGUUUCCUCACGAGCAGAUUUGGGGGAACGAGACCGAAUAUGCGGAGAAUAUUAUCGGCCAGUGGCGCUAUGUCGAGGUGGGUUUCACUCGCAAUGCUGGACAACGAUUCACUAUCAACUUUUUUGCUUACCAUAACGACGGCUGCCAGAUCAACCUCAAAACGAUUGCAUUAGAUGCAAUAACCAUUCGAACAGCGAAGGAGACCGGCGUGUGUAUCACCACCACCGCCACUACAACCCCGUCGAAGCCAACCAUUCCAACUUUAUCCUCGGUUGCGUGGUUUCGUGAUUCCAGUCAACUGAGUCAAAGCACAUGCGACGUUGGACCGGCCAUAAUUUACAACUGUCAAAAAGGCGUCGUCAGUAUCGAUUCACCGAUUUCGGAUAUUGAUAGCAGCGACGGCAUGGAAGCGGUGUUUCGUGGCGACAACACGUAUCCUUGCCGAACACAUUUACGGAAAUUGCACGUUUGGUUACUGGAGUUAGUCGGAAGAUCGUCGCGCUCUGGCUACGAGCCCACACUUAUCACGUGCCGGAAAGGUCAGUUCGACUUCUCCGAACCGAAUCCCGAUGCGGCACAAUCCACGGAGCUCGUGCUGCGCACUGUAUCGGUCGAUUUAGCGUGCAGGAAUGCUUUUUCUCACUUUGUACGCCAAAUGGUAGCCCUCGCUGAUUUGAAAUUCUCUGAGAACGGGUGUUUUUGACUGACUGCUAUAAAAUUUUCAAUGGCAGGUCUCGGGCUUCUUAGUACUUGGUGUAUGGUUCUUGAGCUCGCUGAAAAGAUGCGAAACAAAGAAAAUUGCCCAAAGCAGUCGGA